AACACAUUGUAGAGUGGAGGGUCGUUCAUCGGUGAGCUGCCCCCACCCCAUUUAUUCAAUCAUAACUGUUUACUAAAUAAAGUGGACGAAUGAACCAGGAAUGUACGGUAAGCCACGCUACCAACUUAUGCCAUUUGUCGUGUUUGUAGGACUUACAAUAUAUGAUGACGUUUAGCAGGAACCAUGAAAUUUCAUUUAAUUCCAGGCGUCAAUAUCGUUUUCUGAGACGUAGAUGAUGCUGACCGAAGUCGCGGAGCCCACGAAUUCUAAGUCAGGAGCGCACGUCGAUGACGGUUUCGCAUUGCGAGCAGAGGUGACUUAAGCAAAUGGAGUAGUUUUAGAUAAUAUGGUUGGGUACAAAAGCCUGUCACGUUGGCUUUCAUCCUCAACGACUACUCCGAGUGUAAGAGAGCAGGAUGGCCACGGCUGUUGGGUUUUAUUGAUUACAGACAAUGAUCGAAAGUCGAGACGAUCGGAUAAAUCAAAGAUGUAUAAUCUUUUGGAAUUUGAAAAGCAUUGUAAAGCCCAAUCACAUUACACAAUUAGGAUCUCACCUUCGCUUAGAUGAGAUCUUACCUGUUUUGCAUCCGUCACGACUUUUUAGAUGGCAUUGCAGACUUUGUGAUGUUACGCCAUUGCCGAUCGGUAAGAAUUGUAAUAGUUGCUUAAGAUAUCUUAUCGCAAGCGUUCGGAAGCCAGUAGGUUAUAUCCUUGCGCUCACAUUUCGUCCACAUCGGUGCGAAGAGUGGAUAUGUACUAUUUCUCAAUGCAUGAUAGCGCUUUCAAAGCUUCUACAAAUUCACGUUGUACUUCUAAAUGUUGGCUGAGACUCUGACUAACUCGUGUUUUGCGGCGAAUAUUUGGUAGACAUUCACCGACCUUGACAAAAUUAAGACAAAAAAGACAAUUUUGGCAUGUACUUGACAAAAAAUUACUUCUUAAGUCCUUGGUCAACUUACACUUUGAUAACCCCACUUGCUUCAGUGCGUCACCAGCAUUUAGCGACGCGCUUUUCGAAUGAUCUUUACAAAUCUUGCGUUUUCGUCACCAUCGCCUAAGCUGUGAUGGGGACGACGUACAACUUACUAGAAAAGAGACAUUAGCAGCUUCUCUAUCACUGUUCGUCGCAUAUCUCGCAAUACUGGAAAAUGGCGAUCUUCA
Molecule: messenger RNA, 1161 nt
Organism: Plasmopara halstedii
Lineage: Eukaryota; Oomycota; Peronosporomycetes; Peronosporales; Peronosporaceae
Exons: 1
Coding region: 347-568 (73 amino acids)
Source: RefSeq, a predicted model, not a curated record